This is a messenger RNA of Arctia plantaginis, 4800 nucleotides long. The record is from the annotation of a GenBank genome assembly. Lineage: Eukaryota; Metazoa; Arthropoda; Insecta; Lepidoptera; Erebidae.
AUGAGGCGAGGUCAUCCAGGCGUCGGAGGAUGGCGAAAUGAAAAUCAUAGGCAUUUUAGGCCUAGAGCUGGUGGUGCACCCCGUUUUAGACCGCCUAGAGCGUAUUCACUAUUGGAGAUCCCAAGAUUCCCGCCACCCGGUCCACGACUACCCAGAGGUCCGCAUACUUACAACGCUCAUUUAAACGAACAUGGAAUAUCCGAUAAUCAUGAUAGACAGAAUUAUAGACCCCCAAGUCAUCAUAACAACCCUAGGCUACAAGACAGACAUCAACAAAGACCAAGAAAUGUUUAUUCAUACACAAAUGUGAACUAUAAAAAGGAUGAUACUAUCCAAAACCAUUCCUAUAAACAUUCAUCAAACUUCUAUAAGGAUGCGCAGGGUGAAUUGCUUCAUGUAAACAGUCAUGGCGAUGUUGAUCAUAGGCAGCUCAGUACCACAACUCACAAUCAAGAUUCUUUUAAUCCUCCCAUGUUAAAUCCUUGGAUUGAUCCACCUCCAAACCAAAGACAUUUCUAUGAAGACAGAAAUCAACCAUAUAGACCUCAUGACACAGAGCGGCAUCAUGCAGAAGGCAAUAAAAUACCUUCGUUUGAUUAUACAGGUCACAGACCACCUUCUUCAGAUUACUAUGGUAGUACAUCUAGCACAACUAUUAACAACAAUGAUACCUCAUUCAGUCGAUCAGUUAAUGAUACAGUAGAUAUAGUGCGGAAAAGGCUGAUGAAUCGUAGUGAUCCACAACCGACAAUGCAGGAUGCCUCAAACAUUCAAAAUAAUAGUGAACAAGAACAAGGAAGGAAUACGGAUCAACAUACCUUGCAGGAUCCACCAACAAAAAAGAGAACACCAAGACAGCGACAAAAUGUUAAAUCGAAUUGUGAUAAAAUGAAAUCUAAUAUAGUUAAUGAACUAUUUAAAAUGGACAAAGAUAAGAUGCACAAGUUAAUGGAUGAUCCAGGAUCAUCAUCAAAGUUUGAAUAUGCUAUCAGCAGUUUAAUAACUGAAUCCCAAAAUAGUCUUAACCGCCACUUGAGGUCUGUUGCUGAGAAGUCUCUAGUCAGUACCUGCAGUGAUGAUUUUAUCCAUAAUGAUAAUAACACCAUUUAUGAAGACACUUUUAUGAAACAGAUGCAGUGUCUGUUAGAUCCUCAGGAUACGAUUUUACUAGAAGAUAUUAAACCUCUCGUAAUGGCUGAACUCAGUAAGGUACUUCAGCUAGAUGAUUUUGAGCCCUAUACCAGAUAUGACGCUGACGAUCAAAGGUCUCAUGCAAUAGGAGAAGUUCCUCAGAACUAUCCUAAUUAUGAGAAUUUUAAUUAUGAUGAGUUUCCUCAAGAGGUAAAUUAUGAUAUUGAUCUGAGAGAUUCAUCUAAUUAUGGUGAUGUCACCCAAGCUGAGGUGUGUGAUGAGAAUGGUUCUAAUUUUAAAUAUGAAAAUCAAACGAAUGAAGAUGAUUACCAUAACAGUAAACCUAUUUUUGAAAGACGUACAUCAAGACAUAAUGAUCCCAAUCAUGAAAACCGCCGAUUAAGUGUGGAGAGCCAUAGACAAAGGAAAAGCAUAGAUAAUGCAAUUGAUGAAACAUUCUCCCCUGAAGAACCAGUUCCUCCACUUUUUAACUCAAAUACUGAAGUUUUCUCUGAGGAAGAGGAUACAUUUGCUGAAUUAGACAGGCAGUACCACGUUGCUGUUGAUCCCAAUUUUCUGGAAGAUGUGUCAGCAAGAACAACACCAAACUAUAUGCUCCAAGUAGAAGUAAAUCCAGCAAGUGUCAAAAAAGAAGUUAAUAAUCAAUUACAGUCAUCUAAAAGCCUAUUAGAGUCAGUUGGUAAUAAUGUCAAAAAUAACAGAGAAAUCAAUGUACUAAAUAUUAAAGAGGAACCCUUACAAUCUCCAGACUUUCCUAAAGAGAACAGUACACCUAUAAAUAGUGACACCAUUUCAUGUAGAAUAGAUCAUGUUAACAUGAAACAAGUCCAUGCUGCGAGAUGUAAUGAUACAAGUAGGGAAUCGGAAAAAUCAAAAAGUUCAAGUAUAAGCAAAACAUCAGCAUCAAAUAGUCGUAAAAGGUCCAUAGACCAAAGACCAUCGCAUCGAAAAGAAAAACGCAAAAAAAGUGAAUCGAGUUUUUCAGAUAGGCAUGACAAUAGCAAUUCAAAAGAUAGACAUUCUAAAUGUACAGCAACAUACAAUGAUCUCCCAAAGUCGUCCUAUUACAGUAUAUUUAGAUCUAAAGAUGACUAUAGUAAACAAUGUUCAAAGGACAACAAACGGAACAACAACUCACAAAAGGGAUAUUCAGAAAAAUAUGUUAAAAGGAAACAAUCUCAAAAAUCAAAAAAUCGAGAGCCACGUAAAAAUCGCACUUCUAGUUCAUCCAGUCAAACUAUUUUAAGUCCUAAAGAUUGCAAUAAUACUAGUAUAACACCAGCGAAAAGUGUUUCUAAAACUAAACUUAAGCCCAUAGACAUGUUUGUAGAGCAAACAAAAAAAGUGUCUCUACACCAUGCACAUAGAAACACUGCUACGACCCCUGCAACUCCUACAACACCUGUAGUUGUAGCUGCUCCUAUAACUCCUGCUGUUGAAGACAAAGCUAAACAAGUGAUACCUUCUCCACAGAAGAUAGUGCAAACCAAGCAUGUUUCAACCCAAGUUUUUAAAAGAGUGAUAACUAAGGCGACACAGACAGUUGACACUAAUACCUUACACAGUCAACAUUGCCAAACAGAAAAUCCUGAAGUUCUUUCAGUGGGUAUUCAAACCACUCGUGUGUUUACCACUAAAGCAGAAACUGAAACAAAAGAUGCAUUUGAGAGAAUGAAACAAAUAGAUUUAGAAAUACAAGAAUUGCUACGAGAAAAGUUUCAAUUGUACAGUAAUUUAGAAUCUAAUAAUAUGGGUCCACACGAAGAACAGUCUUACCUUAGUGUGACUGUAUUAAAUGUUGCAGCUAUGGAUCACCAAGAGCAGCACAUAGAGCUUAAGGACCAUAUUGAUACUUCUCCAGUAGAUAAAACCAAUUCAGAACUCAAAGUAAAAACAGAUAUUAAAAUGGAAAAUGAAAGCAGUGUAGAAUCAACUAUGACUGCAGAUGCAAUUGUAGAUGACUUUACUAACAUACCAGUUGAAGAAUUGGAGCAAAUAGCUUUAGAAACUGUAACUGAAGAUAUAAACUUCGAUGAUGCUAAAGUGGAAAAGCGGAAUGCACGUCAUAAAGCAUUACUAGAGGAAAGAAUGACUUCUGAAAGUCCAAAGUCUACAUCUAGUAGAAGGAGCAGUAAAAAAGCAAAGACACCAAACAUAUCUUUAUUAGAGCAGAUAAUAACUGAUGAUAGACCUCUAGAAGACAUUAUAUCUCUUGAUGAUCUAGAAGAACCCCGUCAGACACGAAAAAAAGCUCUCAAAUCUAAACCAAAGAAAACCACUACAAAGAAAUCAAAAUCUAAAAAACAAAUUGAUAAUAGUCCUUAUGUCUUAAAGGAAUGCUCAGUUAUACUUAUUCAGACAGACAUUAGCAAGUAUUUAAAUGAAACAUCUACUAUGGCUCAGGAUGAAGAACUACCUGUAGUGAUAGAUAAUAUUGUUACUUCGGAAUCUUCUGAAGAGUCUUUAUUAUUCAACAAAGAGCCUCCAGAAACUCAAAAAAGUUCUGUUCCCAGAGAAAUCAUUGAAGAGACAGUUGUUAAUGAUUUGCAAUUUGACAUGCUAGAUGUGUCAGAAGAUAUAGUUAUUGGAGAAAGCUGUGAGAUAAAAGACAAAGAUUCAAUUGAACCAACAGUUGCUAUAAGCGAGGAUCUUAUACUUGACAACAGCCAGUCAUCAGCUGAUGACGCGUUAGUGGGAGAUUCAUGUCAAGCAGAAAAUGAAUGUAAAACAUAUGACUACUCUACUGAUGAGGAGCUACGACGUGACUCUCUAACAGUUACCGGAAAUGUUGAUGCUGUACUUGCAAUAGAGUGCAUCGAAAGCGACUUUAUAGCAGCCUGUUUGGAUGGGAACGUCUACCACUUUAGCGGUGAUGGGCUGCUACUGAAUACAAUGCGAGGGUCAAACCUGGCAGUCACCUGUCUAACCAUAGUGAAGGAGAAGUAUGGCACAACUGUGUACACAGGUUCUCUGGACUCUCGAAUAAGAUAUUAUGAUUUGAAUACGGGUUUGGAGAAGGGACCAGAGUGUAAUGUUCUUAGUCCCAUACAAACCAUGGAUCGAGCGUGGGAUACUGUAUUCGUCGGAACGAGGACUGGGUUUGUGCUUCAGUUUGAGUGCAAGAACAACAUGCUUAUACCAGUAAGCACAGUGAAAUUCUCUGAACAAGCUAUCUUGGCACUUCGGGCCAUGAAGGAGGGUCCUCGCAAAGUUCUUCUAGUCGCCUCUCGUUCGGAGAACGUCACCAUCAAGGACGCGCAGACUGGACUACUGCUGCGCACACUAGCGGGACCCAAAAUGACAGUCUACACAUUGCUUUUUGAAGAUGGAAAAGUGUAUUGUGGAACCAGUAGUCAUCAAAUCCAUGUAUUUGAUUAUUCCAGCGGCACCCACACGGGCUGCCACGAGGGCGGGAAGGGCGCGGUGUGCCUGCGCGCGACGGGUGGGUUACUGUUCGCGGGCUGCUACGACGGCUGCGUGUACGUGUACCGCGAGGGCGAGACGCGCCCGUUGGCACAACUAAGAGGACCCAGCUUAAUGCUGCUGUCCCUCGCGGUCGUCGGGAGUAAGAUUAUUGCCGGAUACAAGGAUAGAAGUCUGUACAUUUGGAAAAUACCUUUAAGUAUACUACAAGAAAUGAUUUUAUAA